AUGGAUCAGCUGGAAACAAUGUUAAUUGAAGCUUUAGAUAGUUUAGAUGAGAAAAUAGAAAGAAUUGGAACUGUUUCUUUAAUUAUGGAUCAUAUUAUUGAAAUUGGGAAACUUUCAGAAAGAUCUGUUAAUAUCUAUGAAUUAGAAGAGUACUAUAUUGAACAGAUCAAUCGGUGGAUGGAAAAGUAUGAGAUUAGAGUUAAAGAGGCGGAAGAGAAAGAAGUUCGGGCUUUAGAGAGGGAGAAGCAGUAUUUGAGUUCUUUAAAGAAGAUUCGUGAGUUGGAGAAGACUAGUGGAGAUACUCAGACGAAGUAUGAAUACUUGAAAAGGGUUUGUCAGCCUAAAAUGAGUUAA
Messenger RNA from Nematocida homosporus, 354 nucleotides. RefSeq lists its product as uncharacterized. The transcript has a single exon. Bases 1 to 354 code for a protein of 117 amino acids. Lineage: Eukaryota; Fungi; Microsporidia. The record is from RefSeq and is a predicted model, not a curated record.